Anopheles darlingi is the source of this 5086-nucleotide messenger RNA. RefSeq names its product death-associated inhibitor of apoptosis 1-like. The transcript has 2 exons. Gene Ontology annotation, biological process: positive regulation of protein ubiquitination; regulation of cell cycle; negative regulation of apoptotic process. Gene Ontology annotation, cellular component: nucleus; cytoplasm. The record is from RefSeq and is a predicted model, not a curated record. NCBI's taxonomy places the organism in Eukaryota, Metazoa, Arthropoda, Insecta, Diptera, Culicidae. Gene Ontology annotation, molecular function: ubiquitin protein ligase activity; cysteine-type endopeptidase inhibitor activity involved in apoptotic process. Bases 2550 to 3890 code for a protein of 446 amino acids.
ACUGUUUGUUAGUGGCACUAGUAGUAGUAGUAGUAGUAGUAGUAGUAUGACUAGAAGUAGUAUUAGUGGCGCUACUACGGUGCAGCUAACGUCGAUGGCCGCUCAAAUAGAGCUCGGCGACCUCUCGAGUGGCACAGCAGCAGCAGCACACCGUGUGGCUUGGAAUUGUCCGCGACUGCGCCAUAACGAUGGCAAACCGGGAACCGGAAUCGGAGUGAGAUAGAGAGAGAAAGAGAGUGAGAGGGAGAGAAACCCCUGAGAUGGUUGGUUCAUUGGCUAUCAGAGCGAGAAACGGUGCGAGAUGAUAAAUCAAGAGCACACACUCGAGCCAGCUCUCUGGCCAUAUAUAGGACUAUAGAACGGUCGGCGGAGGGCCAUGGACGACCAGCGCACACCAUCUGCUGCAUAAACUCUACUGACGGAGGCGCCAUGUCACCAACGUUUGUGUGUACCGUACACCGAAUCGAUUCGAUCGAACGAUGCAAAAUGCAAUUUUGGCUCUCCCGUGGGGAGCUCUUGAAAACCACUAAAGGGGCCAGGAGAAGGUAGAGGCAGCAUGUGCCUGACAGCAUCACACUGAUAACGAACACACUCAGGCUCUCCUCUCGAGCUACUGUACCUCGGCAGGAGCUGGGUUGGCAGCUGGAAAAUUCAUUCGAUCGCAAAACAAAUUCACAUCUCUCUCUCUAUUUCACAUACUCCAACAGAGAGACAGAGAGACACAGAGAGAUAGAGAGACAGUGUGUGUGUGUGUGUGUAUGUACGUUAUGUUGUGUCGGGAAUUUUCCGUCUCAUGCUGGCCGCUGCCUGAUCCUAGCAUAGGCCGCUGGCAGCUGUUCUGUUGAGUUUUCACCAUCCACACGCACCGCCGGCACUCACACAACUACACAGACGGUCUGUGAACCUUUCGCUGCUGCUGCUGCUGCUGCUGGGGUUGUUGAUGCAGUACGCGUACAACUCUCGAUCAGGAAGGUUAUACGGGGUACACAAGAUCGUAAAGAAGAAGCAAAAAGAAAAACAGUUUUAGUUGGAGGUAAACACAGAGGGUGGUUCGAACCCAGCACCCUUUCAUUACUUGAUCUCGUACCUUUUGUUUUUAUCACUCGUCGUUACUCGUUUCGUUCGUGCUUUCCGCUACCUCAACGAACACACGCAGCCAGUGCUUUAUUUUCCGAUUGUGUGACACGGGCAACGAAUGUGUGCGUUGUUAGUAGAGAACAGUGUUAAUCGUUAUCGGGUUGCUUGCAGCAGUGAUAAGAAAAGAAGAAAAAGAGUCUAAAACGGGGUUUUGUGGAAGAGAAACAAUCGAAACAAUCCCGUGUGUUUGUGUCGUAGAGCUGUAGGAGAAGAAGCAUAAGUGUAGACACGGGAGAGAAGAAGAAGAGCUAUCGUAAACAAGCUCUCCUGGGACUUCUCUCUACUAGCUUUCGGCCUAAAGAAAGCGCAAGGAGGAAGCACCACCAUAUACACUAGCUCUCUAUCACCAUCACCACCCCAUUCGUCGACCUCGAUACUGCUUCGUUCCGUUGCGUGCUGCUGCGUGUGGUGCGCGUGUGUCGGCAAUUCAUCCUACUACCCCUACCCUUGCAACAGCGCACCCUUCACACCACCACCCGAAGGAUUACUGCGCACCGGAUGUCCUUGUAGAUAGGGACACCCCGUGUGUGAGAGAGAAAGAGAUAUAACGUGUGUGCAGCGUGCGAGAGUGUCUCUCUGUUUGUGAUUUUUGGGAAACUGCUCCCUGCUCCUGCUGCUGCUGCUGCUGCGUAGAAGGUUCCUAUCUAUCAUCUGACCAUUGAAGUGGUGUGACGACAGCACAACGCCGACAGGGUGCAUAUUGCAACCGUCAUAUAUACACACACACAGUUGCGCGUGAGUGAUAAGACCGACACGGGUCGGUCUGAUAGAGUAGUGUAGAAAUAGAGCAGUGUUAUCAGCCCCCGAGUUCCCGAAGGGAGGGGUGCUUCUCGAACUCGAGUAGAACAGCUCUAGCAGUAUUAAAGUGGUACACUGAACACAGCAUACAUACGAGUACUACAACCACCACCACCACCGAACAAUCUCAUAUAAACAUCCCGGUAUAACCGUAACCUCUCCAUUGCUGACUGAACGCGAGCUUCAUACACACAGUUAUAAGAUAUACUAUAUAUAUAUACAGCCAAAGAUUAGAUACUACGAUAGAAUCAACCCAUACACACAACUACACAGAAACACACCUAGCACGGAACGCUUUUGAAACGUAUCAGCUUUAUAUAUUGCACGGAUCUUCCUGAUAAGCUUAAUAGUGAACGGUCAUUGCACUCUACAACACAUACAAAAUCAGCAAUCCUGUUGCAACGCAGGAUCAUUGAAUUCGUAACAACAUACAGUAACAUCCAGCAACAACUACAAGAAGAAGAAGAAGAAGAAGGCUCAUUGCCGCUGUCGGUUGGUGUUGGUACGAUUCAUUGUCGUAGUAGAACAUCUUCGGCAUCAACCGCUAUCACCUGAAGUAGAGGAAGAAGACGGAACUGUAUCAACAGCACCGCCAUCACCUAAAACACGCCAACAUGACGGCACAAGUUCAAUCGCUACCGAUCGAUCAGACCGACAACAAGCAUAGCAAUGAGGAGCUAGCGUACCUGUCGGCCGACUACUUUCACAUCGAGCAGAACAGAUUACAAACGUUCGAUCAGUGGCCGGUGACGUUCAUAAGAAAGGAAGAGCUGGCACGAUAUGGGUUCUACUAUACCGGUACCGACGACACGGUCAAGUGUCACUUCUGCCGAGUGGAGAUCGGCAUGUGGGAAGAGCACGACAAUGUGAUAGAGGAGCAUCUGCGCUGGUCACCAUACUGUCCGCUGCUGCGGAAACGACCGACCAACAACGUGGCACUCGAUCGGAAUUUCCUGGCGAACGUACCGGAACCCAGCUACGAUGUUUGCGGUAUCAACGUACGGACGCAUUCGUACGCGGAGAACGCGAGCGAUCGUAUGAGCGGAGACUCGUGGAGUGGCGCCAGUGACAUUAGCAGCGGCAGCAACAGCAUCAACGGUAACAGCAUUGUCGGAGAGGCAAGCACCAGCACGAUCAGCACCGAUCGCAGUGGGCUGCAGCUGCAGAUGCGGCAUGGUGGUGACAUGGAAGCGCCCCUAGCGGGAGGAGCUGCAGCGUCAGCCUUCUGUAGCCACGUGACAUCGAUGGUCCAGACAUGUCGGCCCGAAUAUCCGAUGUACGCGAUCGAGGCCGAUCGGUUGAAGUCGUUCGAGGAUUGGCCAACGUCCAUGUCCCAGAAGCCACAGCAGCUGAGCGAUGCCGGCUUCUUCUACACCGGCAAGAGCGAUCGGGUCAAGUGUUUCAGCUGUGGCGGUGGUCUGAAGGACUGGGAGCAGGGUGAUGAUCCGUGGGAGCAGCAUGGUAUCUGGUACAGCAAUUGUCACUACCUGAAGCUGAUCAAGGGCCGCGAGUUCAUCGACAGGUGCCUGGCGAUGAAGGCCGACGAGGAGGCAGCCUCCUCGCAACCAUCGACCUCCGGUGUCAGCUCCAAUGCUUCGUCGCUCAUGAGCACCUCACCGACGACUUCCAGCGGCAUUAGUUCUCCGGCGCCCGGUGAUGACGCUCGCACGUCCAGCAGCAACAGCAACAGCACUGAGACGACGACGACGACGACGACGGUAACGCCGAAGGCUGCAUCUUCGACCAUUGGCAGUGCCGUGGAAGGUGAUGAUGAUGCGGCCAGCCGUGGCAUCUCCGACGGCAAGAUCUGUAAGAUUUGCUACGUCAACGAGUACAACAUUGCGUUCCUGCCGUGCGGUCAUGUAGUGGCGUGCGCCAAAUGUGCAUCGUCCGUCACCAAGUGUCCGAUGUGUCAGCAACCGUUCUACAAUGUGCUCAAGCUCUACCUGUCCUAGUAUGGGAGUCUGUAAAAAAGAAAUUAGAGAUCCUAGGUAUUAUGUUGGUUUGUUUAUUUCUUCUGGUGUAAUUCUUGACACCGUUGAGACGUUGAGACACUGAGAGAAAGAAAAAGAAGAAGGAAAGAAAGAAAGAAAUGAGCAGGAGCUUUUGCACCGGGAAUUCGUAUCUAGACUCGUCGAGAAGUAUUCAGAAGUAGCAUAUCCUGUAAGCUUGUAACUAUAGGGCGCCUAUGGCUACGCGCUUCGAUUGUGUCUGUGUAUGCGUUUUGCGUAUGUAUGUAAGGAUGCAGAGAAUAGAAGUUUAAAUGUUAAAAGUAACGUGUUGGUAGUGUAGAGGGGACAAAGACCGAAAGAGGGAAGAAAAGGGGGGAGGGGGGCGUUUUGUAGACCGAGCCGAGCUUAGUAUAUCAACCUGAGGCGCAACUUGCGAAUGCCGGAAGAAGAAGCGAUAUCAAGAGAGAAGUGAAAACGAUGGGAGAGAUGUGAGAGAAGUAGGGAGGGAGGGAUGGGGAAAUGGAUUACAUCUUCUUAUCCAAUCUGGGCGCUAAUACUACUAAUAUGAGAGCCCUUUGCCAACUCCUGUACCUGCUCGCUGCCAUCGGUGGAGUUUGUAGAUAUAGUGAACCCUUUUUUGUCGUUGGGAUUUUUUUUUUGAGAAAGAGAAGAUACAAAUAAAGCUUCCCACCUCCCAAACCAACACACACUCACACACUGACAAUUGAUGAGAUAUGACAUGAAGCCUACGAGUCAAAAUCCACGAUGCUGCGGAGUCAAACAAUCGGUUUUGACGAUGGGAGGGGGGAGUGUGCAUGCAAGUUUCGAUCGAAUGCGAUCGCUCUGCUCUCCCCACAGCUUACCUCUAGAUAGCUAUCUUCACCGUUUUCGCAAGGGCUGGGAACACGAUAGGUGUGUGUGAUGUGUUGAUGAACAACGUACCUAAACUAAAACAUGAAAUCCCAUGAAGGAAACCGAAAUAACCGAACACACCUUAAUAACUGCAGCCGUGUGCACCUAGCGUAAGGACUAAGCGUAAAAUUAUUCGUAUAUUACUAUUCGAGCAUACUCUUCGGGCUUGCAGUUGUGUUUGUCAAUGAGAGGAAGGUUAUGUUUUUACACUUGGCUGAAACUACUAAACUACUACAACAAAGUGAAAAAAAUGGAUAAUAAAACGUAAAAAUAAUGUUGGCACAGAA